AUGGCGGCGAGUCAGGGAGGCGGUGGGAACAGUGGGGGCGGCGGCUGCGGUGGAGGUGGAAGUGGCGGUGGUGGUGGCGCGGCUGGAGGAGGAGGUGGUGGUGGUGGAGGAGGAGGUGGCGGGGCCGGGGCGGGAGGAGGUGGCGGCUGUGGCGGGACCGUGGCGGUGCCCAUCCCGGUACCGACUCUUUUCGGUCAGCCGUUCCCCAAUGGGCCGCAGUGGCACCCGGGGAGCUUGCAGCCUCAGCACACAGUGAGGAGCCUGGACCGGGCCCUGGAGGAGGCGGGGAACUCUGGCAUCUUGAGCCUCAGUGGCAGGAAACUCAGAGAGUUCCCGGGCAGCGGUUACGACCUGACGGACACCACCCAAGCAGAUCUUUCCAGAAAUCGUUUUACAGAAAUUCCUUCAGAUGUGUGGCUAUUCGCACCACUUGAAACAUUAAACCUAUAUCAUAAUUGCAUCAAAACCAUUCCUGAAGCCAUUAAGAAUUUGCAGAUGUUAACAUACCUUAACAUCAGCCGAAAUCUUCUAUCAACAUUGCCAAAAUACCUAUUUGACCUUCCCCUUAAAGUUUUGGUUGUCAGCAAUAAUAAACUCGUGUCCAUUCCAGAAGAAAUUGGAAAAUUAAAAGAUUUGAUGGAGUUGGAUGUUAGCUGCAAUGAGAUUCAGGUCCUUCCUCAACAAAUGGGAAAAUUACAUUCACUUAAAGAGCUAAAUAUAAGAAGAAAUAAUCUUCAUGUUUUGCCAGAUGAAUUAGGAGAUCUCCCCUUAGUCAAGUUGGACUUCUCCUGCAAUAAAGUGACUGAAAUUCCUGUUUGCUAUAGGAAACUCCAUCAUUUACAAGUAAUAAUUUUGGAUAACAAUCCAUUGCAAGUACCACCAGCACAGAUAUGCUUAAAGGGUAAAGUACACAUAUUUAAGUACUUAAAUAUACAAGCUUGUUGUAGAAUGGAUAAGAAACCAGACUCCCUGGAUCUCCCAUCAUUGAAUAAAAGAAUGCCUUCUCAGCCUCUUACAGACAGCAUGGAAGAUUUUUAUCCAAACAAAAAUCAUGGCCCCGACUCUGGAAUCGGAAGUGACAAUGGAGAGAAGCGAUUGUCUACAACAGAACCAUCAGACGAUGACACAAUCAGCCUUCACUCUCAAGUCUCUGAAUCGAAUAGAGAGCAAACAUCCAGAAAUGACAGUCAUAUAACGGGAAGCAAGCCUGAUUCUCAGAAAGACCAGGAGGUGUAUGAUUUUAUUGAUCCCAACACGGAAGACGUAGGAGUUCCUGAACAAGGGGAUACACAUAUCGGAUCAUUUGUUUCUUUCCUUAAGGGGAAAGAAAAGUGCUCUGAAAAAUCUCAGAAAAAUGAAGAACCGGCAAAUGAAAAAAAACUUGACAAAGAAGAAGAAGAUGACGAUUUGAAAGAAGUAACUGAUUUGAGGAAGAUAGCUGCUCAGUUACUGAAGCAAGAACAGAAGAACAGAUGGAGGCCUUUAAGUUAUAGAACAUCAUUCAGUGACAAACUCUUCCAGAGGACCAGAGCAGCAGGACGGAAAUCAAGGAUUCUUAAUCACUCAACUUCUGUCAUGAGAAAUAAGCUGAAACAAACUGUGGAAUGUGAAAAGAGUGUCCCAGCAGAUGAAGGGAAUUCACCAUUAUCACCUCUUGCAUGGCAGCCAUUAGAAAAUCAGAAGGAUCAAAUAGUUGAUCAACAGUGGCCAGAAUCUCAGCCUAUAAUCUGGCAAAAUGAAGAGAGGAGACGGAGCAAGCAGAUCAGAAAAGAAUAUUUCAAGUACAAAUCAGCAAGGAAGAAUUCGAGUGGCAAUGAGAAUGAGGAGGAAUAUGACAGGUCUGAUGGCUUUUCACACGGUCCCUUUGGCUUGAAGCCUAGAUCAGCCUUCAGUCGUGCAUCUCGUCAAGAGUAUGGGGCAGCAGAUCCAGGAUUUACAAUGAGAAGAAAGAUGGAGCAUUUACGGGAAGAGCGUGAACAGAUAAGGCAGCUUCGCAAUAAUCUUGAAUCCAGAUUAAAAGUCAUUUUGCCUGAUGACAUAGGAGCCGCACUGAUGGAUGGAGUUGUUCUUUGCCAUUUGGCCAAUCACAUAAGGCCACGCUCUGUAGCUAGCAUUCAUGUACCGUCACCAGCAGUGCCCAAGCUGAGCAUGGCAAAAUGUCGAAGAAAUGUAGAAAAUUUUCUUGAUGCUUGCAAAAAGUUGGGUGUAUCACAGGAGAGACUGUGCUUGCCUCACCAUAUUUUGGAAGAGCGAGGUCUCGUCAAAGUCGGCGUCACAGUUCAGGCUCUCCUUGAACUACCUACUACAAAGGCAUCUCAGCUUUCUAUGGCUUGAUGUGACAUUACAAACAUUGCAUAUGUAUAAUUUCAUGUAUUUGAAAUGAUUUUAGAUAUCUCAAAACCAUGAAGAAGAAUGUCCAGUAAAAACAGUUUGCCUUAGGAUUCUUUUUUAAAAUUCCAAUAAGAUAUCAGAGUGGUCCAAGCAAUUUUUGGAGGGAUAUUGGAUUAAUUUAAUGAGAGUUUUUGAUAAAUUAAAAUUCUCCUUUUAUUUUGUGACUCAGUAACCUUGAAGAAUUUUCAAAAUGCAAAUUGAUACAAAAUUGAACAUAUACUUUCAAUUUAGCAAUCACAUUAAGUUGAAUAUUUUUUACAUCACUGUAUACUAGUGAACAUCUAGGUAAAGUAAUCAUAUUUUAGGAAAACAAUUCUAUAUUUGAGUUAUUUCAUAUACUUCUAGCUUAUAAACAAUCUCUUCAAUAUUUUGUCUUUGUUUCUUAGCAAAAACGAGUAGAAAAAUCAAAACCCUGGCAUUAUUCAAUUCUUUAGUAUUAUCAGUUGGUGCCAAAAUAUUUUCAGUUAUACUGUAGGUUGUUUACAUGUGAAGUGCCUGUGUAAUUGAUGAAUCUUAAAUAGUCUUAAGCAUUUUUGCGAUUUCUUUUUAUGUAUUAAUAGAAUCAAUGGAAUUUUUAAAUAUUUUGGUAGGUUUUUUAUGGUCAGUAAUAUGUGAGGUUUUAAAUGUCCCUCACAUUUGGUGGUUUCUUAGUUAAUCCAUUGCAGUUUCCCUUGAAUUGGUUAUUUCAUGUUGUCAAAAAUGUUAAUAUGCUUAAUUUAUGCUAUUUAAUUUUGCAAAACCAUAAUCGUCGUUUAGAUCACUUUAUCUGAAGAGUAUUUUAUUUCUGUGUUGAGAACAGUACACAAAGCAGCAAGGCUCUGGAAAGCUAGGGAAUUACUAAUUGUCAAGGACAUUUGGAUGCAACUGCUAUGUUUGGGUUCAUAUCUCAACUUCCUGGAACGUUCAGUAUAUCAGUGCUGCCUUCCACAUUCAGAAAGGGGCCACUAAAGAAACAGGUUUUGAUUCAAAAUCUGGCCCUUUCUGAAGCAUGUAUAAAAUAUGGUCCUCAAGUAACUUGAUGUUGAAUUAAGCACAGUCUGGUUCAUGGAAUAGUUUGUUCAAUUAAGUCCUUGCUUGGUUUGGAGAUGGAUAAACUUAUGGUGAUACUAAUGCAGGAAUUUUUCCAAAACAUUACUGUGACGACUAACUCAGUUUCCUCUAGAAGAGCCUUCAUAUACACUUUUGUAGUAGCAAGCAAGUAUCAUUUCUUAACUGUGUGAUUAUUUGCACUUAUUACCUCUUAAUAUGGAUGCAACUUAGUAAAAACGUUGGUCUAGGAUAUUUCAAAGGGCAUUUAUGAAGUGUAAAAUGUCAUGUGCCAAAUACUAUGGUAGGAUUGGUUUUAGGAAUAAAUCAACUUUUUUUUUUAUCAAUCAUUAUGAAGCCAUACAUUUCAAUCUUGGCUUCAGAAUACAGAUAUGUUUUUACUUCCCCAGAAGUCAAAUUGGAACUAUUAAAGAGUCAAAGCUUUUUAUACUGUAAGUUUUAAGAAUUAAAUUAUUAAUAAUUUAUUAUUUAAAUAUUUGAUCAAAUUAGUUAUGACUAAAUAGUUGGAUCUGAAAAUAUCCCCAAUGACAUUAUGAAUCUCCUUAGUGAAAAUUUGGAUAAUAUAGGUAAUUUAGUAAGUACCUUAGUUGGUGAAUUUUUAACCUUGACAGUUGACAGCAUUACAAAUUUAAAAACUUUUAACAACCAAAAUAAUCAUUCAUACUUCUCUCCUGGUUAUUGUGCUAUAGAGUUGCUCUUAUUACUUAAUCUUGUAUUAUUUUCCAAGUAGUUUUGUGCUUUGUUAUUAUUGAAAUAGUUGUGAUUUUUUAGACAAUUAUUUUACAACAUUUCACUUUUCAGUUAAAUAUUACCUUAAAGAGAAAACACACCAGAACUUUGGUGCUCCUUCUUUAUAGCAAAUACAAAUUGUUUUCAAAAUGGGUCCCCUUGAGGUCCUUGACACAGCAGUUAACUAUUAUUGUGCCAAAAGGCAGUAACAACAUCACUUCUAAGGCAGUUUUUCAGCAUAGUCCCCAAUGACAAACAUAUACCAAAACCCUAACAUAUUUCUGUUAGUAGUUUUUAAGUGUAAAUUUUAUGCUGAAUGUUUUUAUGACAUAUAUUUACUUCAUCAAUUAUUGUUUUAAGAAUCAUUAUCAUUAUUUGGAUGGUUUUGUGAUUUGAGGAGGAUUGAAUAAAGAAUAUUUUAUUGGGCCCAAAAAUUCAUUAGAUAGCUACUUCUGUUAAACUUUAUGACCAUAUGGCACAAGAAAGAAGGGAUAUUGGAUAUGAUUGAAUUGAAAUGAGUAAAAAUGCAUAACCAUUUGUUUAAUACUUAUCUUUAUAGAAUGCUAGAUUAAUGACUUUUCUAACUGAAUUUUUUGGAGAAUUCAGAAAUGUUUGUAUUAGUCACAGAUUUAUCAUAAUUGAUUUUCUGAUGCAUUUAAAAAUAAAUGGAACACUAAAUGUAUAUUACCGAUGCAAACUGUGGAUAAAGUUGAAUGAAAAAAAA
Messenger RNA from Mus pahari (shrew mouse), 4891 nucleotides. It is a transcript of the gene Lrch2, whose product is annotated as leucine rich repeats and calponin homology domain containing 2. The coding region runs from base 1 to 2334 and encodes 777 amino acids. The record is from RefSeq and is a predicted model, not a curated record. Gene Ontology annotation, molecular function: protein binding. NCBI's taxonomy places the organism in Eukaryota, Metazoa, Chordata, Mammalia, Rodentia, Muridae. The transcript has 21 exons.